Medioppia subpectinata is the source of this 285-nucleotide messenger RNA. The record is from the annotation of a GenBank genome assembly. Lineage: Eukaryota; Metazoa; Arthropoda; Arachnida; Sarcoptiformes; Oppiidae.
AUGUGUGCAACAAUCAGCGCAACAAUGAAUGUCUCGCAAACCUAUGGCCGCCAGAUCUGGACGAGUCUGAAGAAAAACUACGGCGUUUGGCCGGUAGUGGUGUUCGCAUUCGGUUUGGCGCCGGUCUUCGUGAUCGUGCAGUCCAUACACUCGUUGAGAGGGCCCGACUCCCGGUUCAGCAAAGACUUCGAGCCCUGGCAUAAGUUUGAUAACAAAAAGUUCAAAUUCAUCUCUAAUGAAGACUAUCAAAACUAUGUCCACCCGAGACCCAGAUUUGAAGAAUAA